This is a messenger RNA of Lasiosphaeria miniovina, 1239 nucleotides long. RefSeq names its product glycoside hydrolase superfamily. Gene Ontology annotation, molecular function: hydrolase activity, hydrolyzing O-glycosyl compounds. Bases 1 to 1239 code for a protein of 412 amino acids. The transcript has a single exon. Lineage: Eukaryota; Fungi; Ascomycota; Sordariomycetes; Sordariales; Lasiosphaeriaceae. The record is from RefSeq and is a predicted model, not a curated record.
AUGUUUCUCUUCAUUGCCGCCCUCUUGGUGGGGGCCCUGUUCUGGUACAUUUCGAACAGGGAGAGGGCUCUGAGCGCACCGUGGACCCCGACCGCAGACGCCCGCAUCUUCAGCCAGCUACCUCUACAACCCCCCGUCGAAUCCUCUUUCCUGUCGUCGGGAGAGUACGAACUGCCGCUCCGGACUAAGGGCCGUGAUAUUGUGGACAAGAACGGCCGCCGCUUCAAGCUGUCGGCUGUCAAUUGGUACGGCGCGAGCGACGAGCUCUUCAUCCCCGGCGGUCUCGACGUGCAGCACCGCGACCGCAUCGCCCUCACCAUCCGCCACCUCGGCUUUAACAGCGUUCGCCUACCCUACGCCGACGAGAUGGUUAUCUCAAACCCACACAUCCUCCCCCACCUAUUGGCGGCGAACAAGGACCUAGUGGGCCUACCGGCCCUGAAAAUAUUCGAGGCCGUUGUCAAGUCGCUGACGGAUGCUGGCCUCGCCGUCAUCAUCAACAACCACAUCACACACGCCACGUGGUGCUGCGGCGCCGACCCCUGCGAUGCCGGCUGGGCUAACGACCACCUUGGCCCGAUAUGCCGCAUCCGCCAGACCGAGGACGAGUGGAUUGACCACUGGCGUCAGAUUAUGGCGCCCUUUGUCGACAAUCCUCUGGUAAUUGGCGCCGACCUUCGCAACGAAGUGCGCGGGCUUUGGGGGACCAUGUCGUGGGACCGAUGGGCUACAGCAGCCGAGAGGGCGGGCAACGCACUCCUUGAGAUGAACUCGGACUGGCUCAUGAUUGUGGGCGGCACCGAGUCGGGCAACGACCUGUCCGGUGCCUUGCAGCGGCCGGUGAAGCUCGACGUGAACCACCGUGUCGUCUACUCGGCGCAUGUCUAUGCCUGGAGCGGUUGGGGCAGCUUGGGAGGGCGCUACGCCCAGCGCAGCUACCCGUCGUUUGUCAAGUCGAUGCGCCAGAACUGGGCCUACCUUAUCGAGGGUAACCUGGCGCCCGUAUGGGUCGGCGAGUUCGGCGCACCCCACAAGCCGUCAAAAGGCGACGCGAACUACUGGAACAAUCUCAUGCGCUACCUCAAGUCGAUCGAUGCCGACUUUGCCUACUGGGCUCUCAACCCACGCAAGCCCAAGGAGAACGAGAAGGAGUCAUACUGCCUUGUCGAGGACGACUGGAUCACCCCCGUACUCGACUACCGCAUGAAAGACAUGACGGAUCUCAUGAGGGGGGGUUGA